AUGGCAGGACGGGAGUUCGCCCAUGUUCAGCCGGACAAUGCCGAAGUCGAGCGCUCUGUGCUCUCACAAGAGGUGGAGGCGCUGCGGAACCGACUUGGUCUUCGUCAAGUAGAUGUGUCGAAAGAGUGCGGCGUGAAUGCCAGUAUGUUGUCGCAGUGGAUGCUGGGCAGGUACAAGGGCAACGUGGGGCGAAUCAACGGACUGAUGGAGUCAUGGCUGAUUCGGCGGCGUGGAGGCAAACCUAUGGACAAGGGUAUGAUAUUGUUUAACUCGACGGUCAGCUCGCCCAAGCUGAAGCGAAGACUGGAAGAGAUGCACGAUCCGUUGCAAGCUGCGCGGAGGAAAGACGGUAUGAUCCUCGCCCAACGGAAGCCUUACAGCUAUCCCAAAUUCCCGACUCGUGAGACGUUGCUUAUCCCCAUCAGACUCGAUAUCGAUAUCGAGGGCUACCGUUACAUUGAUUCGUUUUCAUGGAAUCUUUACGAAAAGGAUUUUACAUACGAGACGUUUGCUGCAGCACUUGUACGAGACUUGGAUCUGCCUGAUUGCUUUUACAAGCGCAUAGCCAAGUCGAUUCAGGAUCAGGUUGAGAAAGCGCAGAGGUUGUUUCCGUGGCACGAAGCCGUUGCUAGCGAGAGUUUGCACCCCAUAUAUAUCAAUCUGAGGCUGAACGAUACUAUUUAUAUCGAUCGGUUUGAGUGGGACCUCAAUGAUCCGAAUAAUUCGCCCGAGCAAUUUGCACGGAUUGUGUGCGAGGACUUGGGCUUGCAUGGCGAGUUUGAAGCUCAGGUGGCAUUGAUCAUCCGCGAGCAGCUUCGCGACUACUCUAGACUCAUUCGGGAAGGCUUGAAAAGUCGAGUUUCCAAGCUACCACCUGUCUCAGCAGCGUUCCGCGAUCGACUGGAAACAAAAGUGUGGGGUCCUUCUGUGAAGUUCAUCUUGGCAGACGACAUUCCACAGCUUGAGCGAGAGGACUUCAAGCGGAUGAGGCCUUUGUCGCGCCCAACGAUGCACGUGACUCUGCCCCCACCGGUCUCCACGAGGCCUAACCGACCGCCUAAACCGGUGAACACAUUCCUAAUGUUCUGCAGACAAAAUCGCAAGAAGAUAAUGGCUGAUUAUCCGAGCUCUAGCGCUAAGGAUGCGUCGAAGAUUCUUGGAGAUAUGUGGCAAAAGCUAUCUGAAAAGGAACGAGCGAGCUACAUUCCAAUGACGGAGGCAGAAAACCAGCGGCGAAUGAAUGAAUGGCGGAUGAAAGAGAAUGCUCUGAACGGUAUUCACACUACACUGACUGCUGGCGUCGCCAGUGCACUACCGUCGGGAUCCACAACGCGCGUCUCCCCUGCAGUGCCAGGGACCCCGGUACGACUUGCUCCUCGAGUCACUUCCAGUGUCGCUUCGUCGAUGGACGAAGGAGAUGACGUUGAGAACGAGGACGAAGACGAGGAGGAGGACGACGACGAUGACGACGACGACGACAGCGCUUCGUUUCGUGUGGACAGCGUCUAA
Molecule: messenger RNA, 1509 nt
Organism: Hyaloperonospora brassicae
Lineage: Eukaryota; Oomycota; Peronosporomycetes; Peronosporales; Peronosporaceae
Source: the annotation of a GenBank genome assembly